GUGACGUCAUCGUUAGCGUUGCUAGUAGUCGAGAAGUUGUUGCAUGAAGAUAGCUAGCUGUCACAAUAAACAUUAACGGCGGAGAGCUAAAACAAAUUCAUUCAUUGCAACGUCUUCUGAUGCAUAAAUAAUGCAUGAAACGAUUUAAUUUCUCUAGUUUAGUAUCAUAACUUCAAGGGACGUGUCUUUAGGCCUCUACUCGUUGCUAACGCGUAGCUAGCUAGCUAGCUCCCACUGUUUCCACAGAAUGAAUUUCAACGCAACGGCCAGCUAAUUAGCUGGCUAGCUAAUUGAAAAAGAUUUAGCUGGCACUAUCCGACGAUACAGCAUCAAGAGUCCAGCUAUCAAUUACAUGCAGUUUCUUCGUUGGUUGAAUUUUACAGCACAGUGAAUGUAUUAGCUUGCUAACUAGCUAACGCUAGCCAAAUUGGUCACAACAAUGUCACAGGCGCACUGGACCAAAUUCGAAAAGGAGACCGAGGAAGAGGUGAAGAACCUGGUCAAACACAUCAGUGGGAUUCAAGAUGAAGAAGAGCAGAACUUUCAACUGGCACUGAAAUUUACCUGGUCCAAUUUCAGGUUUCACCGUUUCCUAGAUGCCAAUAGUCAUAAAGUUCAACGCAGUGUGAAUGGGAUCUAUGAGAAACUGAUGGUGCAUUCAGACCUGAGAAAAGCAGAGAGUUGGGUCAGACUGACAGAAGAGUUCCUCAACUCACCUCUACCCAACACAGAUGGAACUAAGACUGAUGUUCAUCACAGUCUCCUGGACCUUCUCCUACACCUCUCCGACUCUCCCCUUAACUCCAACUACAGCGAGACACCCAGACUGAAGGAGACUGAGAAAGAAGACGACUUUGACUGGUGUGGAUAUUUACAGGAAGGAGAGCUAGACACAGAUCCAUAUCCAGACACCCCAGAGUGGUCUGAGGAGGAGAGCGAGGACGAGGACAGUCAGCAGCCGCUCAGCAGAGAGGAUUCUGGGAUACAGGUGGACCGUACCCCCCAGGAGGACCAGGAGAAGACGGUCCCUGUUACCUGGACAGUGGGUGAGCCUGAUGCCAGGUCCUGGUUAGAGCAACAUGUGGUUACUCCGUACUGGCAGGGCCACACUCCCCGCUUCCCUCACAGUCUCCAUCUACACUCCAACCUGCUCAACGUCUGGGACCAACACGUGUACAACACUGACCCAUUGUAUCUGCCUGAAGAGAAAGCCUUUGUCACCGAGACACAAGUGAUCCGGGAGACACUGUGGCUGCUCUCUGGGGUGAAGAAACACUUUAUAUUCCAGCAUCAGGAUGGAAAAGUGGUGGUCAGGAAUGAUGUGGUGGUCACUCACCUGACUAACAACUGCCUACGGUCCGUGUUGGAGCACAUAGCAGUCUAUGGACAGGCAGUGUUCCGGCUGCAGAGGUUUAUAGACGAGGUAACAGGGUACGACACUGAGCCCUGCCCUCCAGGCUCCUACUCCUCUAAGCAGGGCACCGAGCCUCCCUUCAGGACUUACCAGGCUUUUGUCUGGGCUCUCUACAAAUACUUCACCUCCUUCAAACAGGAGCUCACCACCAUAGAAAGAGACCUCAUAGGCAAAGAUGAGACGGUGACACUGGCGGGGGUGCUGGACAGACUGACCCCUCACCUGGCCCAGAUCAAGGUGCUCCACAAGGUGUUCUGUACGGGUGUGGCAGAGGUCCCCCCUGAGACCCCUAACGUGGUGCGGGCCUCACACCUGCUCAACACACUGUACAAGGCUAUCAUAGAGUACGACAGCGUGGGAGAGGCAUCCCAACAGGCCGUGGCUCUGUUAUUCUCUCUGUGGACAGAGACAGUCAGACCAUACCUAGAGAUCGUGGAUGAAUGGAUCGUUCAUGGUCACCUGUUUGACCCCGCUAAAGAGUUCAUCAUUCAGAGGAACAAAGACGUACCAGUGAAUCACAGAGACUUUUGGUACGCCACCUACACCUUGUACAGUAUCUCCGAGACGGUGGAGAGUGAGGACAAGCUGAGUGAUGCGGCCAGCGGGAGCAGCGCAGGGGAGCAGGGAUCGAAGUCUCAGCUCACCAUGGUGUCCUUCCUCAAGCCGGUCCUCAAACAGAUCAUCAUGGCUGGGAAGAGUAUGCAGCUCCUCAAGAACCUGGACUGUAAAGAGGCUGAGCAGACAGAUGGCUCCACUAGAGAUGCAGAAAGGAAGAGCUUGUACACUCUUUUUCUGGAGUCUGUUCAGUCCCGCCUCCGUUGCCGGGACGACUCCCCCGUGGAUACGGUCACCGAGCAACAGGCCACUAAGCAGAGCCUGAUCAAGAUGCAGUCGAUUGUAGCUCAGCAUCUACAGAUGGAUGACAUACAUGACCCUCUACUGGCCAUCAACUUCGCCAGGCUGUACCUGGAGCAGAGUGACUUCCACGAGAGGUUCUCAGGCGGUGACGUGAUCGUGGACCGUUCGUCUGAGUCGGUGACGUGUCAGACAUUUGAGCUGACGCUGCGCUCCUGCCUCUACCCACACAUCCAGAAGAGAUACAUUGAGUGCUGUGGCAACCUCAUGACCACCCUGAAGAAGGACUACAGACUGCUGGAAUACCUUCAGGCCAUGAGGAACUACUUCCUCUUGGAGGCAGGAGACACCAUGUAUGACUUCUAUACAGCCAUCUUUGAUAAGGUCCUGGAGAAGGAGAGCUGGCAGCAACUGGCGUUCCUCAACGUUCAACUGCAGGAAGCUGUGGGACAGCGGUGUCCAGAGGACAGCAGCAGGUUGUCCAUCUUUCUGGAGACUAUAGACCCAGUCAGAAAGAAACAGCCAAUUAAUAAUCUGGAUGGUUUGACCCUCAGUUACAAGGUGCCCUGGCCUGUUGACAUUGUGGUCAGCUCAGAGUGUCAGAGGAUCUACAACCAGGUGUUCCUGCUGCUGCUGCAGAUCAAAUGGGCCAAAUACAGUCUGGACACGCUGGCAUUCAGUGAUUUGACAGUAGCAGCUAAGCGGUUGGAAGGGACACCAGAGGAGGUGAAGGCUAAAGAGCCAAUCAACCAGCAGAUCCACAGGAUGUUUCUGCUGAGGGUCAAACUGAUGCACUUCGUCAACAGCCUCCACAACUACAUUGUGACCAGGAUUCUUCACAGCACUGGUCUGGAGUUCCAGCACCAAGUCCAGGAGGCUAAAGACCUGGACCAGCUGAUUAAGAUCCACUACAGAUACCUGUCCACUAUCCACGACCGUUGUCUAUUGCGAGAGAAGGUGAGCUUUGUGAAGGAGGCGAUCAUGAAGGUUCUCAAUCUGGUCCUCAUCUUCUCAGACCGCUGGCAGGUUGGCUUUGGAGCGUGGAAGAUCGAAUCCAUUGAUAAGAUGGAAUCUGAUUUCAAGAACUGUCACAUGUUCCUGGUGACUAUACUGAAUAAAGCUGUCUGCCGCGGGUCAUUUCCACACUUGGAGUCCCUUGCCCUGUCUCUGAUGGCUGGCUUUGAACAGUGCUGAGAGAAGAACAUCUCUUUCUGCUCGCCCACCAGACCCUUCGCCCACCAGACCACCAGACCACCCAGACCACCCGACCACCAAACCACUGUCUGUGUCCCAAAUGGUAUCCCUUUCCCUUCAAAGUGCACUAGUUUUGGCCCUAUAGGGAAUAGAGUGGCAUUUGGGAUGCAUACACUUUAGUUGUGACUUGUUGUUCUGACUUCAUAGCGCACAAGACUGGUGAAUAAUGAUGUCACACUCUCUCCCCGUUGCCAGUGGAGAAACAGAGCGUGUGUGGAGGGGUCUAUCCCUUCUCCUAAAUCAUGGAUGCUCCUCCUCAAUACCCUCAAGACAAUCCAGAGUCUCAGAAGUAUUACAGAUGUGUGACUGCUUGUAAAUAUUGUUGAUUUUGAAGCUGUUUUAUGGUGUUGUCAUCCAUAUGUAGGUUUCCUGCACAAUCCUGCUGUUUAGUGUUUUACAACUACGGAUUUACAUUUGUUUGGGUUUUGAAUGAUUUUGCAUUUGUAUAUUUGUUAAUUGAACAACUGUCAAUCCAGAAUAUCAUCAUAAUGUUUAAAUCUCUCGUAUUUCCCUGGUGUUAGUUUAGUUCAUUGAAAUGUACGGAUAAUAAACGUUAACUAAAUAUUCAUUCAAA
Oncorhynchus gorbuscha (pink salmon) is the source of this 4097-nucleotide messenger RNA. RefSeq names its product tubulin, gamma complex associated protein 5 (gene tubgcp5). The coding region runs from base 440 to 3463 and encodes 1007 amino acids. Gene Ontology annotation, cellular component: equatorial microtubule organizing center; spindle pole; gamma-tubulin complex. The record is from RefSeq and is a predicted model, not a curated record. Gene Ontology annotation, biological process: spindle assembly; microtubule nucleation; mitotic cell cycle. NCBI's taxonomy places the organism in Eukaryota, Metazoa, Chordata, Actinopteri, Salmoniformes, Salmonidae. The transcript has 23 exons. Gene Ontology annotation, molecular function: microtubule minus-end binding; gamma-tubulin binding.